GCCAGAGGGACUAGGACGCUCGUGGAGGUUCGAACUCAAGACGACGCGGCGCCUUUUUUCCUCCAUUUUUCCCCUCCACGGCCUGACACCUGCCCCAUGCCUCUCCUCCAGGGCCAGCCUUUCAGACUCAUCCAGCCCCCGGAGGAUGCAGCCCCUGGGGAGGAGAUAUUCACCAUUCAACACACCGGGGAAAGGUUCAGGAGCAAGAGUGACUAUGAGGACCGGCUGGCACUGUACAGUCAGAGCAUCUGGACAUGUCAGUGUAGUGGCAAGUCUGGACUGACUCACCAAGAGGCCUGGACCAGUGAGGCCAAGGUUCGGGUCCUCCUCAACUCUUCCUUCCCUGAACCACUCCUGCCACCAAUCCUCAGAACAAUUCACCACAGUACAAUGCCUCUGGACCAGCUGGUGGAAGCUGCCUCAACACUGUGCUACUCUCGCUUUCACCCUGGGGAGGAGCUGACUCUGCUCGGUCCACAACCGAUUCAAGUACGGGUGCAGCGGGUGCGGGAGGACCCCAGCCACACCGUCAAGACAGAGAAUGGCACUGGUGCACAGGUUUCCCUCACCACCCCAACCACACCCACCACCACCACCACCACCACCUCCACCACUUCACCACUUGUCAAUGGGUGCAACAACAGCUCCCCUGAGAGUGUCAUGGGUGGUCACAUGGCCAAUGGCACUGUAACCUCCAAUGGCACCUCAGGACAGGAGGAGGCCAGUCCCCCUAGUGCUCCAGGGAAGGGAGGGGGCAAGGAGGAGGGGUCACCAGGCAGGAAGCGAAGUGCCCCAACCCCUCUCCUGCAACACCUGCUUUAUGAUGUGAAAGUCAUUGGGGAGGACCGUGUUAUCACAGAUGUCCCUGCUACCCACCUCCAGCGUACCUACCGUGUUCCCCCAAAGGAACAUUUCCGGCUCUUUGUGCGUGCCAAUGCUAUCAGGCAGCGGUCCAGUGCCUACACACCCUGGAUUGUGACAGAGGACUUGGUGAAGCGGUACAGUAUCCCCAACAAGCUGGCUUCUAUCUUCACCAAUCCUAAGGUCAGUCCUGUGGGUCGAAAGCGGAAGGCUGAUCCAGCAGCCAGCGAAGGAGCCAUCAAGAAGAUGAAGGCAGUGGAGCAGACGGAUGUCAGCCUAAAGCAACCCAAAGUGGACCCACCACCACCCUUGCAGCAGCAACAACAGAAGCAGCAGCAACAACAGAAACAGCAGCAGCCACCAGCCAAGGGUCGGCCAGGCCGCAAACCAGGAUCAAAGAAUAAACCAAAAGAUCCCAAUGCACCAAGGAAGAAGCCCGGACCUAAGCCGGGAUCAAAACGCACCCCAAGGACACCUAAGACAGACACAUCCCAGCCAUCAGCUAGGGUGAAAGUGAAAAUAGAGGCAAGUGACAGUGAUGAUGAUGUGGCUUUGGCAGUAUUGGCAGGCCAAGCCAACCGCCAGAUCAAGGUGGAGAAUGGAGCAGACCAGGCCCCCAAGGAUGCCACCCGUCAAGCACUUCCUCGAAAGCGAGAAAUCAAGAUGAGCCAGAAGAUGCGGCAGGCAACAUUGUUUGACAUGCGCACCCCCACAAAGAAGCCUUUGGCCACUCCACUCACUCCCAGGAAGUCUCCCCAUGGCAGGACCCCAAAUCCUGAGGCAGUGAUGCGGACACCCAUCAUGAAGAAAAUGGCGCACCAGUAUGCCACCCUGAAGGGUCUUAAGGGCACUGGCCGCAAGCUGGUGCACACCAUGGACCAGGUGCUCAAGAAACUUUCCCUCCAGCAGAUUGAGGUUAUUCCUGACCUUGAGCUGCGUGCCAACAUUCUGAAGCGACAUGACCGCAUGCUGGAGCGGCGUGUGCUGGCCAAGAUGACGCCUCAGGAGAAGGAGAACUACAUCAAACAAAAGGCCAAGGAGGAAGCUGAAAAGCGGCAACAAACUAAAGAGGAGCUUAAUCGCAAGACAGAAGACAAGCUGCUCCCUAACCUGAAGCCCCUUCCUGCUCCUCAAAUAGUUCCCACCCCUGAGGAAAUCCCUAACUCCCUGUUCGGUGACAUCACAAUGGUGGUAGAGUUUGUAGAAUGCUACAAUGAGAUUAUCAAGACUGACAAGAAGAACUCCAUCUCAUGCAGUCAGCUGAUGCAGGCACUGGCUGCUGGGCCAAAGGGCUUUCGCUACCUGGCAGAGGUGAUGUGCCUCCUGCUACACAUGGUGGUGGCUGAUGACCGGAUUGGUAACAGUAAAGAGUUGGGAGUGAAAGUGCGCUCAUUACCUGUCCACUACCAGACUGCUGCUGAGCUGGCCCGCCUCUGUCUGAGCCGGAGGGACUUCUCUGACACAGCCAGCCAGCACUCAGAUGACAAUGCUGAAGAAGGGGAAGAGCAAAAUGAGCUCUCAGAGGGACUGAUUCACAAGCUGGAGAGCAGUGAACUGUAUGAACUACAGCCAGCUGAGAUAACAGCAGUGCUGAAGGCUCUGUGUCACUGUGUAAAUGCUUCUGAUGCAGCAGCCGACCAUGUGGAGGAGAUAGAGGAGAAGGCCUACCAGCUAUACAAAGAGCGGGCACAGAUCAAGAAGUCAAACAUGAAAGAGGAGAUGGAGCGUAAGAAGGAGCGACGACAGGAACGUCUCAAAAAGAAGAUGGAGCAAAACACUACUAGAAAGUCCCCUGGUCGUCCCAAGGGUUACAGCCCCCAGAAGGCACCCAUAACCAUUGAUAGCUUCUAUAGCAAGAAGGAAGAGCUGGAUAUGUCUUCUUCAGCCCAGAGGGAGAGACGAAAGCGCCUCACCCCAGAGGAGGUGAUGAAGGAGAAGGAAAAAACCAGGAGCCAGUUGAAAGAGCAACUGAUGAAAGAGGAGGAGGACAAGCGGAGGCAGUUUGUGGUGGUGGAAUGUGAGCGGGUAAUGUUGCAGAAGGAAAUGUUGAUUCGCCUGCAGCCUCUUGGCCUUGACCGUAACCAUGACCGCUACUGGCUCUUCAACAACACCACGCCUGGCCUUUAUGUAGAGAAGGGCUGGGUUGACCAUCACUCCACCUACUGCACCCAGAAUAAUUGGAAAAGCUCACAAGAGUCUUCACGUCCUGAUAACCUACAGGAGUCGAGCUCAGACUCAGAUGACAAACCCCUGUCAGCCAUCAAGGAGGAGCUGACAGGAACCUCAAAGAAGGAAAGUCAUCUGGGGCGACCAAAGAAGCAGGCAGUAGAUGAAAAGACUCAAACAUUCCCUCCAGUUGGACAGAACUUGUGGUUUUAUUAUGAUAACAUGGAGAAGGUGGACGAACUGCUAGCAGCUCUGGCAGAGAAGGGCCACCGUGAGUCUAAGCUUAAAACAUCUCUUGUGCAGGUGAAGAAACAGCUUGAAGCUAACCUAGCCACCAAGUGGGAACCACUGGAUGAUCUUGAGGAUGGAGCACUGCAGCUAGUGGAGACUCUAAGGGAGGACAUCAUCCAGAUUGAGCGGGAACUAGCAGAGGGCUGGCUUGGGGCCGUGUCAGAUUUUGAUGCUUGGGAGGCUAAAGCUCUGCAGGCAAACACACUGCAGGAGCUUGGAGAGUGCUUGGUGGAGGCACAGAAAAACAUGCACAACAAGUACCUCAAGGGUAUAAUGCAGCCCUCUAAGAAGUUUAUUCCAGUACCUGCAGCAGAAGGCUCUGAGGCACCCAUAGAAUAUGAGGAGAUGGAGAGCACAGCAACCCUGCAGUGGCGUGAGGCUGUACUCAAUUGCCAGACCUUCUCCCGGAUGCACAUGCUUGUUGGAAUGUUUGACUCCUGCAUUAAAUGGGAGAAAUCUAUUGCUACCAAGAAGUGUAAAGUGUGUCGGCAUCAGAACAACAUGACACCUUUGGCCAUCUGUGACCGCUGUGAGGUGAGCUACCACUGGAGUUGUCUGCGGCCUCCCCUCAAGGAUGACCCGGAAGAACCCUGGCUCUGCCCUGGCUGUCGACCCAAACCAACCAACAUGCAGCGGGAAAGAAGAAAGGUCAUGGAAGAGAGUGAGGAGAAUGGAGAGAAGAAGGAAAAAGAGAAGGAGAAGGUGUGUCGGGUGUGCCUACGUGGUUUGGGACUCAUCUUCUGCAGCUUGUGUCCUGCUGCUUACCACUCAGAGUGUCAUGACCCUCCAUUGCAAACCAGGGCCAGAAAGGACUGGGCUUGUGUUGACUGCACCAACAAGACCAAGAAGAGAGGUAGUAAGAAUAUUACCAGUCGAUCACGUCAGGAGCCCUUGGAGGAGUCACCUCCAUUCCUCCCUGCACCAACAGCCAGAAUAGCCAGCAAACAGCCAGAGACCACCACCACUACCACCACCACCACCAUCAUCACUACCACCACUAUCACCACUCCCACAAAGAGCAGCAGUUCAGCAUCCAAAAGCAGCUGCAGCAGCAGUAAGAAUUCCCGCCGAGCCAAGACCAAGCAGGUGAAGUUUGAGGCAAGUCGGAGGAGUCUGCGUCACGUGUCUCGGAGGAAGUAUGUAGAGAGUGAGGAGGAGGAGGAGGAGGAAGAGGAGGAUGCAGCAGAAGAUUAUGACACUCCCUCUAUCAGCCAAAGGAGAAGUUCAAGGAGGACUACAGCAAAGAAGAAGAGCUACAGGAUAGCAAGUGAUGAAGAUGAUGAUGAUGAGGAGGAGGAGGGAGAAGAAGAGGAAGAGGAAGAGGAAGCAGAGGGAGAAGAGAAGCAUGAGACAUUAGAAGAGGAGGAUAUCGAAAUGCAGGAAGAAGAGGAAGAGGGUGUGGAAGAUGAACAUGAGGAAGCAGAAGAGGAGGAAGAGGAAGAGAAGAAUGAGAUUGAAGAAGGUCAAAAUGAAAAUGAGGAGGAUAUAGACGAUGAAGAAGAAGAGGAGGAGGAGGAUGAAGAAGAGGAUGAUAAUUAUGGUGGUGCAGAGGAAGAGGAAGGGCAUUACACUAGAAGAGGAAGAAGAAGAUGGUGAAAAUAAAGAUGCAUUAGAUGAAGAGGAGGAUGAGGAAGAGGAAGAAGAGGAGGAUGAGGAGGAGGAGGAAGAAGAGGAAUAUCAGGAAUGACAGCAGCAUGCAGAGCAACAACAACAGCAGCAAUUUAGAGAGGUAGAUAUGGGUGAUGUAACGGAGAAGGAAGAUUUUGAUAAUGAUGAUAGUGAGCAAGAAGAAACUGCAUAAUAUAUUGCACUUUUAACCUGCACUCAUCCUUAUUAGAUUUAGGGAAAGGAAAAGUAGGUAAAAAUUGUGAAAUGUGAAACUGCCUUGUGUCCCAAAUGUAUCCGAUCACUGCUUGACUCUUCCUCUCUCUCAUCAGAAAACAAGUGUGACCAUUUUUUAUGUGUUGCACUCAGAAAGAAAGUGAAUUGUUCCUAGUUGCAUUAGGGAAAAGUUCCAUUACUGUGUGCUACACGUGGGAAACAAGUUGAAAGUGUUCUGUGUUGCUGUGUUUAGGAAAGGAAGGUCGAGAGGUGUAUUGCUUUGGAAGGAAAGUUGUGAAAGUGACAUUCAUUAUGUAUGGAAGCAAAAUGAAGAGAUUCCUUGUCUUUGGUGAAGGCAAGGUUGUAUAUUAUUGUUGAGGGAAAGUUCUAGUUUGGGAUAGAUAUUAACAUUGUUUUGGAGGAAGAAAAAGUGAUAUGGCCUUUUUCUCCACAUGAAAAUUAUGGCUUUAUCUCCGAAAAUAGAAAAAGAAGAGAAACAAAAAACUUGCCUGCAUUUAGUACAUUUAUCUGCCUCAUAGUUACAAAGGCAUCAUCAAGGACAAAGGACUAAAUAGUGUUAGUGUUUUCUAUUGUCAGUUUAAUGAGGUGUCCCCUCCCCGCCCUAACCCACUUUUUCCACCACACUGGAUAUUAUGAUAAUUUGAUACCUCCUCUGCACCUCCUUGCACCCGUUCACCUUUUCCUUCUUUGUCUUUCCCACUUCAUUCUUAUUUGUCACUAUCUUCAUAGUUCUACAUAGAAGGUUCUCACUGUAAGGGAUACCAUGUCAUAUAGGUCCCAGGCAAAGAGUGAUUAGUAAUCAACUCUUGUAGAGAAGCGCAGUAUCAUUUCACUUUCAUGAUUCUGGCUUGAAAUUAAUGUGCUUUUUCAAUCUACUGACUGUUUUUUCUCACAAGAGCACUCAACCAUAGCCAGUCUUUGGCAACAUUCCACUGGAAGAGGAAGAGAUUUCAUGUCAUCUCUUCAAGAGCUUAAUAAGUGCAUUUAGUGGCUCAUUCCCACCUCCCCUCUCUUUGUUGGUGGGUUUGUUAGUGUUCAUGAUAUUCCUCUACCAUUCUUGGUUAAAUCUUCAUCUUGUUCCUUCAUUGUUAGUGAAGAGGGAGAGAAGACCCUUGCUUCCUCAGAAAAUUCAGUCUUACCCCCUCUCAUCCUAUCCUUUUUUUUCUUAAUCUUUUAUAUUGAGUGUCUGUGUAUGUAUCAGAAUGACAGGAAGUGGUUCUUACUGUAUAGAAAGGGAAAGAGUUUACAUCUCUGUUGUCUCUCUACUAAUGACACACAUACACUCAGACACCUUUUUUUCUCUCCCUUCUCUCAUUUACUCUCUGGGGAAGGGGUGUACCUUUUAUCAACUAAAAAGGGGUUGGUCUUGUGAUACUUAUGUAAAUAGUCUCCUAUAUGUAUUUAUUUACCUUUGUUUUAAGCUUUUAUUUAGUGCCUCAUAGACAAUGGCAGCUUUACCCUGUCUGGAUCCCCGUAAGUUGCCAGUAAGUAAAUUGGACCGCUGGCAGGUGGGCUGGACUCUAAAUCAGUUUCCCAGAACAGGCAGGCAGCAUCACACACACUUCCCAUAUAUAGAUAUCACUCUUCAAUUCCAGAAUCCAUUCACCUGAGCACAUAUAGAAUGACACCUAGGAAGUUCAGCACUUGUGGAAGAGCGAAGCAGAGGUUUGAUAACUUAAGUAGGAUUUGUAGAAUUAUUGAGGGUUUUGAGACCAGGGAAGGCAGUCUCCAUGGACUCAUAAGGUCACAUAGCAUUAUUUUCUUUCCUUUUCUUUCAUCAAUAUUGUCUGAUUGAAUCAGAAAUGCAACGUUCCAUUAACUUGCAGAACUGACUCUACACAUGCAAAAGUGAAAAGAGAAAUAGAAGAUGGAGAAAUGCACACUUUUGGAGCCAAAUGGAGCAGUGUGUGGUGCUGCCUCUGUCACAUGUGGUAGGAAAGAAGGCAGUGUAUGGUGGUUACAGUGGCCUAGGCAGUGCUUGCCACCUGUAAUGAUAAAUCAACCUCCACAUUGGCUCUUUCCUCCUGAUAAUGGGGAUCUUUUAUCAUCAUUUGACUGCAUAUGUGUUAGCCAUUUUAGGUAGAAUACAAUGUUAUUUCAUUAAAUAUAUAUAUAUAUAUAUAUUUUUUACUAUUAAUUUUUCUGCCGCCACAACUUUUCCACCAUCAUAAAGAGGCAUCAGGGAAGGACGGAAGGCAAGAGGAGGGAGAAUGGGAAAAGUAAUUUAAAAUGUAGAUACCUUGUUAAGAAAUCAUUUUAAUGUAAUUAUAAAUAAGGAUAUGUUGGUGAUAUUGUAGCAGGGGAAUCCAGGGCACCAGUUAGGCUUUAAGGGGGUUGUGCAUCGCUUGUACGGAGAGAGAAUCAAAUGUACAUAUUGAAAACCACACACACACACACACACACACACACACCACACUACACACACACACACACACACACACACACACACACACACACACACACACACACACACACACACACACACACACACACACACACACACACACACACACACACACACACACACACACACACACACACACACACACCACACAUUUUAUACACAGGCUUGUACAAAAACAGAUACAUAAACACAACAUUGGUUUAAGAGUCUUAAGCUGUGGCUCCUAUCAGUGAGGUGUGGAAGAUGUGACAACAAGAGAAAGAAAAAUCAUGAAGAAAACACUGAAAAACAAAAAUCAUUCCAUUCCCUCCAGGAGCGUUAACUUAAGUGCAUGACACUGUUUCACUCACACAUUCAGGGACUUGCGAGUUCCUAUAGAUAAUUGUUUCUGAAGUGCUUUAAUGGGGAUGGUUCCGUGUGUGCAUCUCCUGAGGUGUUGAUUGGUUUGUUCCCUGUGUUGUUGUGUUUAGGAGUGACUGAGAGGAGGAGGGUGCUGAGAGAAAAGAAAAGAAGUCAUUCUUAUGGCUGUCACUUUUUUAUUGUAUUCACUCUGCUAAGAUUUUGUUUUUAUAAUAAUCUGCCUCAGUAAUUCACUAGCUUUUAAUACCAUAGCAGCAAAGAAAGCAUCUCCACAUGUAGCUUUUUUUUUUUUUUUUUUUUUUUUUUUUUUUUUUUUUAAGUAUUGUCACAGUACACAGCCCAUCCAUUGUAAUGUGCUAAGGAUGUUCUUGUGUUUUUUUUUUUUUUAACAGUGCAGUGAUAAUUUAAACUUAGUUAUUAAAAAUUCUUCUCUCAGACUAAAAGGACAAAAUUGCUCCUUAUACCCUCACAACUUGUGUGUGUACCACUUGUUAAGUGGAAAUGUGCACUUGCAGUAUCUGUAAAUAUAUGCACAUUCUUUUCCAUUUCUUGUAUGGGUGCGAUCCGAGGUUUGUGUGUGCGUGCAGUACAUUUCUUGUUUAUUUUGGUUUUGCCAAACUUGAGUUGCAUCUCGAGUCUGCUGCUUUGUGACCUUUUUUGGGGGUCAGCUCUUCAUCAAUAGAUAUGUUUUCCCAUGUUAGCUAUGUGAUGCACUCAUUUGCAUUCUUUUUCACUUCUGUGAGAACUAUUAUAUUUUUUACACUAGAAAUAUUCAAAAACAAUUAUAUCAGCUGCUUAAUGCAUACAGAGUACUUGUCAGGACCUGUCCUGUCUGUUGAAGUGCUCUCUCUCUCUCUCUCUCUCUCUCUCUCUCUCUCUCUCUCUCUCUCUCUCUCUCUCUCUCUCUCUCUCUCUC
This is a messenger RNA of Scylla paramamosain (green mud crab), 8840 nucleotides long. Its product is annotated as tyrosine-protein kinase BAZ1B-like. The transcript is spliced from 22 exons. Gene Ontology annotation, biological process: DNA damage response; chromatin remodeling. Gene Ontology annotation, molecular function: histone binding; histone H2AXY142 kinase activity. The record is from RefSeq and is a predicted model, not a curated record. Gene Ontology annotation, cellular component: WICH complex. Bases 97 to 4914 code for a protein of 1605 amino acids. Lineage: Eukaryota; Metazoa; Arthropoda; Malacostraca; Decapoda; Portunidae.